UUCCCAUUACUCAAACUAGCAACUUAUUUUGAAAUCAACGGCACGAUGAUCAGCAACUCUGUAUAAUACUAGUACUACUAUCCAUUUUUCAAAACACAAAAAGAAUCAACCAACUAUGGCCGUCUCUCCCGUCCAUGAUUCUACUGGAACUAUUAUUUGCAAGAAGCUUAAGCGGAAAAUUGCUACACCGGAGGACUCCAAGGCUAAGUACAGGAAUGCUAUAUGGGAGGCCAAGAGAAGGCUGGUGGAGCAGAGGCUUAUGAAUCUUGACCAUGCAGACCAAACUCAGGAAGAGUCCAUUCCUGAUGAAACAGCUAUUGUAGUUCAUAGACCCAAAGAUAGUCCUACUAAUGAUGUUAACACAAGUGUUGGUGUCUCGAGCUCCACAAUGGAACGAGCUCAAGAGGUUCAAUCGAAUCUGUCACAGAAAUUCCCUAGUUUUAUAAAGCUAAUGCUCAAGUCUCAUGUAUCUGGUGGAUUCUGGUUGGGCCUACCAAAGAACUUUUGUGCUGCACAUCUACCGAAACAGGAUGAGAUAGUAGUUUUGGUAGGUGAAAACGAAAAUGAAUACAGGACAAGGUACUUGGUGGAGAAAACUGGUCUAAGCGGUGGAUGGAGAACCUUCUCGAUUGCACAUAAGUUGCUUGCUGGAGAUAUUUUAGUUUAUCAACUGAUUGAGCCGCGCAAGUUAAAGGAGUUGGGCGCACAGAUCCCAUGUGUUCGUUGCCGACGAUUACGGAUCCGAUUAUCUCGCCGGCGGCGGAAUCACCGCCCUUGGAGCCGAUUCGCACCAUACUGGAACAUCUGGUUGCCAGCGUUGCGAGGGUUGAAGCAAGAAUGGAUGAGUAUGAGCAUAGGCCGCCGCCGACGCUGCCGCCGCCAAGACCGGAGCCGAAGCCGCCGCACAAUCGCCCACGAUCGCACCCUCUGGACGCAGCCACGUUCGCUCAGCCGCUCUCCGUGGUGUCCGUCGCCGUACCGCAACAGUCGUCGAGCGGAGCAUGGACGAGCGAUCCUUGGCCUGGGUUCGGAAAUCAUCUAUCAUCGGGGGACCUCCCACCCUCCUCGCGACCUCAGCCCACAUCCUGGGAUUUGCCGCCUGCCUCGCGUCAGCAACACACCUCACAAUGGGGUCAGCCCCCCUCGUCACAUAACCCCACGGCGUUGGAACCAUGGGGCAACCGAUUCCCCGACCUUCAUGUUCCCACCGGACAUCCGUCAUGGGAGCCCGCGGGUCAUCGGCAUCAGGCUUCUCUUCCAGCCGCGGAAUACCAUUCAUGGGUCCACCAGCAGUUGCCACCGCAGCCCGUGCUCGACCAACCGUCACCACCGUUCUCUGCGGUAUCCGUCGCAACCGCCCCAUUCAUAGACAUCAACGAAGGGUUUCGGCCAAAUCCUAGCGGUGCGUCGGGGUCGCGUCGCACUGGACCAGCCGAUCGCCUGAUCCAACAGGAGCUUCAAUCGAUGUGGGAUCUGCCCCCAGCGUCGCGUCCACACUCGGCAUGGGAUAAGUGGGAGAAUCGUUUCAGCGAGCCCUACGUUUACAGCGGCGGGUCGUCGUGGGAUCCCCCGGGGCAGCGGCAGCCGGCGUGCAUGGAUGAAUACGAUCGGCGUCCGUCGUCGUCGCGACUGCCGAAUCAGCCGGAGCCUGACCCUCCCUAUACUCGCGUGAACCACCGACCGAUGGAUGUCAACGUGCCUCACAUCCCUCCGUUCUCGGCGAUCAGCUCUGCUACGCCGUCCUACAUUGAUCCCUAUAGUCAGCCGCAGUACUACACCGAUCCCUACACUGAUCCCUAUUAUGUGAAUAAUAUUGUUGUUAGCCCAGCGGUGGUCAAUAAUGUUGUAGUUCAUGUAAGAGCCAGUUCUCAUCCGAGUUCAGGAGAAUAUUGUUUCUGAGCGGAGCACAUCAUCUGCCGAAGAAGUUGUUUCUGGAGAACUGUACAACCUCCCAGAGAAUGGGGACUUGCCAGCAAUUCAAGAAGAAAAUGUUCAUGUGUCGAAGAAUGUCGUUGAGGCUCGGGAUGAGGCAGAGCCGGUGAUCGAAAACCCCACCAUAAUUGACGAAGCACCAAAGAAGUCGUAUGCUCCUAUUGCAAGGCAUCUCAAGGUAACGGCUGCAACUUUAUCACUGUUUCCAGCAUCGGUUUUUGUGCCAUUUAUCGAAGGGAAAAAGGUUUUUGUGCCAUUCAUCGAUAUGUCAUCCACGGCAGGCAUCGAGCCUCACUCGGUGAAUGUUUAUAGGAAUAAUGAAGGAAGUCGUUCAAUUAUUCGGUGGGCAUUUGAUCCGGGGGAGUUAUCUCGCCAAAGAUGUUGUUUCGGACUCUCUUCGUUGUGUCGUGGUUCCCACCUUGAGGACAAGGUGGAUUUUAACCGCGGGGGAGUUGAUACGUGAAUAUCUCCAAUAAUAUCCCCAAAUCUCUCUUAUUUAGUUUAGUAUUGAUUUAGCAUAUCUUUUCAUAUUUUUUGUCUUGCCCAUUAAAUUAGAAUCCUUAUUAUAAACAGGGCUAUUGUUAUUCUCUUUAAUUUAUCAAUGAAAUACAUAUUUCCCCUUUAA
Messenger RNA from Salvia splendens (bonfire salvia), 2557 nucleotides. RefSeq names its product B3 domain-containing protein Os01g0234100. Lineage: Eukaryota; Viridiplantae; Streptophyta; Magnoliopsida; Lamiales; Lamiaceae. Gene Ontology annotation, molecular function: DNA binding. The record is from RefSeq and is a predicted model, not a curated record. The coding region runs from base 116 to 1369 and encodes 417 amino acids. The transcript has 7 exons.